AUGUCGCACGAGCAGCUUCCGGAUGACCACUUCCGUCCCACGUACGAGGAGAUCCACGUGCAGAUCGGCGAGGCGGCUCGCAGGAUCAAGGGCGAGUUUGACCCGGAUCUCAUGGUGGCCAUCGGCGGCGGUGGCUUCUACCCUGCACGUGUGCUGCGUACGUUCCUGAAGAAGCCUUCUGCGCUGGACCCGAGCAAGAUGCGCAACAUCCCCAUCCAGGCGAUCGGCCUGAGCCUGUACGAGGAGGUGUCGGGUACGUCCGAGGGGCAGAUCGGCAACGAGGUGGUGCGCACGCAGUGGCUCGACGCCAAGACCGUCACGGGCCACAAGGGCCCCGGCAAGAUCGAGGAGGGCAAGGAUGCGGGCGGACUGCUGGGCAAGAACGUGCUGAUCGUCGACGAGGUGGACGACUCGCGCACGACGCUGCAGUACGCCUACUCGGAGCUGCUCAAGGACGUCAAGAACGCCAUCGCGAACCUGUCGGCCGAGGAGCGUGCGAACCUGGCGCCUACGCGCUUCGCCAUCUUUGUGGUGCACAACAAGGAGAAGGCGGGCGGCAAGCGCGGCACGCUUCCGAUCCUACCCAAGCAGCUGGCCAAGGGCGAGGACAAGAUCGUGGAGGGCGUGAGCGAGGGCGUGCGCUACUACUCGACGCAGGACAUUGGCGACGUGUGGAUCUGCUACCCGUGGGAGGAGGAGGACAUUGUGGAGCACAACCGUCUGGCCGCACUUGCCAAGAAGCUCGGUGUGAACCAGCCCAACUGA
Molecule: messenger RNA, 765 nt
Organism: Moesziomyces antarcticus
Lineage: Eukaryota; Fungi; Basidiomycota; Ustilaginomycetes; Ustilaginales; Ustilaginaceae
Product: PRTase-like protein
Exons: 1
Coding region: 1-765 (254 amino acids)
Biological process (GO): GMP salvage; IMP salvage; hypoxanthine metabolic process
Cellular component (GO): cytoplasm
Molecular function (GO): hypoxanthine phosphoribosyltransferase activity
Source: RefSeq, a predicted model, not a curated record